Neoarius graeffei (lesser salmon catfish) is the source of this 1563-nucleotide messenger RNA. RefSeq lists its product as uncharacterized. The record is from RefSeq and is a predicted model, not a curated record. Lineage: Eukaryota; Metazoa; Chordata; Actinopteri; Siluriformes; Ariidae. The coding region runs from base 57 to 686 and encodes 209 amino acids. The transcript has 3 exons.
UUGUGGUUUUUCGGUCCACUCCCACCUCCGGCUGCCCACUCAUUUUAAAACGUGUGAUGUUGCUCAGAGAUGCUCCAGUUCUCAUUAUGGACACCGACUAUCCUGAGGUGAGGAUGCUGCACGGGCACACAGCCGUCGGCCUGGAGACGCGCGGACGGAGGAAGCUGCCGGUGCUGCUCUUCACCAACAGCAUCCUGACGUGCGCCUGUGUGGCUCUGUGCGUCUACACCAUCUACAGAACCCAAGAGAAAGCCUGGCAUGGACCAUUGCCUGUGGACAGAGGGAUAUACAUGAACUUGUUGAAAGUCUCCCCAGAUUCCCCUUACCUGAACUUCAGUGUGACCUGGAACAAUGAACUGAAGCUUGAGUAUGGCAGUGAGGUGAUGGUGCCUUGCCCAGGCCCCUACGUUUUCUUUAUCUGUGCUAAUUUACAAGGUAAUGGCACCAAAGGCAAUCUGACCCUGUCACAGGGGCACAGAAAUUUCUCCUUUGAACUGUUUGCCACAUUAGAGACAAGGUGUGUGAGACACCAGAAAGUGAUCAGCCUCUACGAAAAGGAGAAAGUCACCUUCAGUUUCGAAAACAAGUAUGAUGAAGAAUAUAUCUUCCUGGAGGACCUCCAGGUAGGCCUACACUACUUGUUGGGAACCCGAAACAUUAUAACUCCAGAUUUUGGCCCACUCUAAAGGAAUUAUUAUCAAAGCCAAGGUAUUCCAUACCCUGCUCAAGCUAAAACAGAAGUGAAAUAGCGUGGAUUAUUUUUUAUUAACACUGAACAUUUGUCUCACAGUUAGUAAGCAGAUUUACAUGGUGUUAAAGUGGUAGCAGAUUGAAAGGGUAAUUGUCUGUUGCUUUUUAUUACACUGGUCUGAUAAAUGCUUGUGAGGCAAAACAAGACAAUAACAGCAAAAACAACACAUUAUUAUAAUGAAAUGGGGAAAAAUUUUUCUACACAAAAAAUAGAAUAUAUUAGCAGUUUCUUUUAAAAAAAACAAAAAAGCUGUGUUGAUGCCAGAUUGAGAAGUUUGUAUAAACAGUAGCUCUAACAUACUGACACAGCUAAUUUGGUUAUCAGGCUUACUGCCAUUUGUGAUGCAUCUUCAUCAUAUUGUUACAAUAUGUAAAUUAAGCUAUUGGUAUGGGUUGCUUUUAUCAGAACAUGUAUUCCUAACCUGAAUCUGAAAUGAAUGCAAAAGUCCUAUUAGGGACUAUUUGUAAGCUGGGAAUGUUUGCAAAUGGCUAAUUCUCUACUGUAUAAUGCUACAAAGCCAUGCCGUAAUGUAUUCUAUAAUAGAAAAUAUGUGCAGUGAUACCAUGUUGUAUCAAAGUUUACACAUAUGUAGAUGGGUGAAUGUAUUUUGGUUUUUAUAUUUAAUAGGAUUGGCUUGCCUACUAAUUUUUAGGCUGUUUUAAAGCUAUGCAAUAAUCACUUUAAUAAUCAAAGUGAUGUUAAUGUUAGAAUGUCAAUGGUCUCAAGGUUUAUUUUAUGAUGUAUGGAUUCAUUUACACAUUUACACACAGUACUGUCUUACGCACAUGUAAAUAAAUGUUGCAGACCAAAAA